Brassica rapa (field mustard) is the source of this 1862-nucleotide messenger RNA. RefSeq names its product UDP-glycosyltransferase 71C5. Gene Ontology annotation, molecular function: UDP-glucosyltransferase activity. Lineage: Eukaryota; Viridiplantae; Streptophyta; Magnoliopsida; Brassicales; Brassicaceae. The record is from RefSeq and is a predicted model, not a curated record.
GUACAUCAAGUGGUUUUUAAUUUAAAUAGAUUUAACAUUUGAAUUAUUCAAUUCAAAGAAAAAGAACGACAUUCUUGACUAAUACUUAUUAAUCAGUAGUUUUGCUCAGUUAUUUUUCUCACUUUUGUAUGUAUGCUCAACCGGACCGAAACUUGAUGGUCAGAGAAUAAAAGAUAAUAGUCUAGUAGUACUUUUGUGUUUUGUCUUCACUACCUACUACUUUAUUCUGACGCAUGGAACGCCAUUAAUAUAGCAGAGCUCAAGAGAAAACUCUAUCGUGUGUCUCAUUUACUUCAAAAGAAAGCCCAUAAAGAAAAAGAUAAGGUAGAGAGAUGAAGAAAUCGGAGCUUAUCUUCAUCCCACUCCCGGAGACCGGCCAUCUUUUGUCAACGAUCGAAUUCGGAAAGCGUUUGCUGGAUCUCGACCGUCGGAUCUCAAUGAUCACAAUCCUCUCCAUGAAGCUCCCUUACGCUCCUCACGCAGACGCUUCCUUGGCCUCCCUCACAGCCUCGGAGCCUGGUAUCAGACUCAUCAGCCUCCCGGAGAUCCAAGACCCGCCUCCCAUCAAGCUCCUCGACACUUCCUCCGAGACUUACAUCAUCGACUUCGUCGCCAAGAACAUACCCUUCCUCAGAAAAACCAUCCAAGACUUGGUCUCAUCUUCGGCACAAGACUCAAACCAUGUCGCAGGAUUGAUUCUCGACUUCUUCUGCGUCGACUUGAUCGACGUCGGACGUGAGGUAAACCUUCCUUCGUAUAUCUUCAUGACCUCCAACUUCGGUUUCUUGGGGUUCCUACAGUAUCUACCGGAACGGCACCGUUUGGUUUCUUCGAAGGAGUUUGAAGAGAGCUCCGGAGAGGAAGAGUUGCCGAUUCCGGCGUUCUUGAACCGUGUUCCGGCUAAGGUUCUGCCGCCUGGUGUGUUUGACAAACUCUCUUACGCAACUCUGGUCAAAAUCGGCGAGCGGUUAGCCCAAGCCGAGGGUAUUUUGGUCAACUCGUUCUCAGAAGUUGAGCCGUAUGCUGUUGAACAUUUUUCGCGUGGAGAUUACCCGCGUGCUUAUCCUGUUGGGCCGGUUCUUAACUUAACGGGCCGUACUAAUCCUGGCUUAGCUUCGGCCCAACACGGAGAAAUGAUGAAGUGGCUUGACCAGCAGCCAGACUCGUCGGUUUUGUUCCUGUGUUUUGGGAGCAUGGGAGUGUUCAGUGCACCUCAGAUCAAAGAGAUUGCUCACGCCCUCGAGCUCGUAGGGUGCAGGUUCAUCUGGGCGGUUCGUACGAACAUGGAGGGAGACGGCGAUCCUCACGAGCCGCUUCCAGAAGGAUUCGUGGAACGAACAAUGGGCCGUGGAAUCGUGUGUAGUUGGGCUCCACAAAUAGAUAUCUUGGCCCAUAAGGCAACCGGUGGAUUCGUGUCUCAUUGCGGGUGGAAUUCUAUACAGGAGAGUCUUUGGUACGGCGUACCUAUCGCCACCUGGCCAAUGUACGCUGAACAACAGCUGAACGCGUUCGAGAUGGUGAAAGAGCUGGGCUUAGCCGUGGAGAUAAGACUUGAUUAUGUUGCUGACGGUGAUAGGGUGACGCUUGAGAUCGUGUCAGCUGGUGAAAUAGCCACCGCCAUCAGAUCUUUGAUGGAUGGUGAUAAUCCUAUCAGAAAGAAGGUUAGAGAUAUUAUGUUAGCAGCGAGGAAAGCUGUUAGCAACGGUGGUUAUUCGAUGGUGGCCACCGGAGAUUUUAUCAAAGAUAUUCUUGGGGAUCACGUUUGAUUCAUCCUCCAUUGGAACCAAUGUUAUCAAUAAUGUAUAAGUAAACCAAGUUGUUACGAAAACUUAAAUAAGCAAACACUAUUUGAUUGUGAUUGU